Molecule: messenger RNA, 2049 nt
Organism: Nothoprocta perdicaria
Lineage: Eukaryota; Metazoa; Chordata; Aves; Tinamiformes; Tinamidae
Gene: OTULINL
Product: OTU deubiquitinase with linear linkage specificity like
Exons: 9
Coding region: 194-1336 (380 amino acids)
Biological process (GO): protein linear deubiquitination
Cellular component (GO): cytoplasm
Molecular function (GO): cysteine-type deubiquitinase activity
Source: RefSeq, a predicted model, not a curated record
UAUGAGAGAGCUCCUUAUCUUAUUGUCUGGAAGCUUAUGUAUUCUGAAGUUUCUGCUCUAAUAGCAUUAAUGGACCAGGAGAGCGUUGUGGUUUAAAAAAACAGCAGCAUGUGGUUCAUUUUCAUAGCAGGUGUGCUUUUCUAUUGUUAUUUUUCACUUACCGUUUGGAAUGCAAUAUUGAACAUCGUUGUCAAUGUAUUUUUCUUUUCCCCCACGAAGACAAGAACAUGACCACCAAGCAGGGGUGAGCUGCAAGGAGAAGGGGCUCCGAAGCUGUAGGCAGGAAGACGGACCUGUUUCCUUUCCGAGUUACUCCCGGGCUGCAGGAAGGCAUGAGGUGCAGUCCUGGACAGCAGCUACCAAGCGAUCCUUGUGUCUCCUGUGGCAGAAAGUAAAAGUACAGCUAGGCAUGUCUUUCCUUGUCGCCGUUUUUUGGUACUGCAGAAGGCUGUACCACUGUUUAACACAGCUAUUGAAAUGGUGGACCAGCUAUCUUCAGAGAAGAUUCAUAAAGAAUGUCAGCGUGUCACCAGAAGUCGAUCUCCUUGGUUAUUGUGGAAGAGAGUGGAAAGGAGAGACAAAGCAGGCCAAGCAGAUACGGGAGGCAUAUGAAGGCUUGUUUUGGACAUAUCACAUCAAAUACCUACGACAAGUCAGGAGAGACAACUACUCUGUACUAAGAGCAGUGCUUUUUCAGAUAUUCAGCCAAGGCAUUCCUUUUCCAUCAUGGAUGAAGGAGAGGGAUAUAUUAAAGCUCCCUGAGAAGCUUUUAUAUUCUCAAGGUUGCAACUGGAUUCAGCAAUACAGUUUUGGGCCAGAAAGAUACACGGGUCCCAAUGCCUUUGGAAAAUUGCGCAAGUGCAUGGAAGCAUUAAAGACAAGCUGGGCUGAAGCAAGCAGUAUUAAAGACCAUGAAGAAAGAGGAAAUGUGUGUAACAUACUUUUUUCUGAUGAGAUCAAGGAGCACAAACUAUACGAGGCUAUAAAAUUUGUCAUGCUCUAUGAGGUUGUCGAAGCCUAUGAGCAGAUGAAGAACAGGGAGGGACAUCUACCAAACCUUUUCAGCCUCCUCCUUGCUCGUGAUUCUUCUUCUGACCCCUUGAGCUUCAUGAUGAAUCAUCUGAACACCGUAGGUGACUCUGGUCGCCUAGAACAGGUUGAAAUGCUUCUUCUUGGACACUUACUGGAAGUAAAGAUAAAAAUUUACAGACUGCAUAAGUUUAAUACUGAAGAGUUUCAAGUAAACUAUCCACAUGAGUAUAAAAGAGAAUGGCAUGAGAUCUCUCUUCUGACUGAGGAUGACCGCUACUAUCACAUCCCUGUUACCAGAACAUGAGGGACCAACGAUCUUUAUUUUCCUUUGUAUAAUAUAGGCCGAUUUCAGCAUUACUGCCAAGAGAUGUGAAGAUUUCUUUUUCAAAGGGUCUGAGAAACCUCUGCACCGAAUAUGUUCUCAACACUUAAUUUUCACAAAAGGUUCAUUUUUUGUGUGUGUGCAUUUAGUAGAGCAUGUGUGUAUUAUAUCCUCUGUGUAUAUAGCAAUCUCUUUGCAUAAUAUUGCUAUCUUUAGUCUGAGCUUCAGAGUUUGAAGAAGUUUUUCUGGGAAAACUAAGACUUGCUUUGGUAUGUGGAAUGCUUUGUAAAGAUCCAUUUUCUAAAAGACUGAACUAUUUUGAUUAUUUCUUAAACAAGGGACCUUAACAGGAAUGCAUAUUCAAGUGAUACAGCAGAUUUUGAAAAAAUAUUUAUAUGUGAAAAACUUAUGAUGCUAUAGGCAUACAGGUUGCAUUCAAAAGUGGUAUUUUAUUAAGAAAUGAAGCCUUUCCUUAACAAGGAUGGAAAUAUUCCUAGGAAUAUGGGGACAGGCAAGUUUGUUUCUAAAUCUUGUGGGAUUCAGUAUGAAUCAGUAACAGAAAUGUGAAUUGGGCCUGCAGGAGUGAAGCUGUGCUGGGUGGUGACUCAACAGUAAGUUUUGGAGCGCGUAGGAACUGUUCUGUUCCUUUGGAGAAAGGAAAGCUGUUUUAUCCCUUACAGUCCUUUGAUUUGUGU